UACAAGUCUCAGGUGCCAAUCCAUCGUUGAGCACAUACACACACUGUGUGUAUUCCUAUUAGCCCAGUCUGCCUGCCUUUGGACUGUGAACCCAAAAACUCUAAGGAAACAUGCAAACUGACAUGCGCAGACCCCGAGGCGGGAAUCAAACCCUUGACCCUGGAGAGUCAUAGGCGCACACCCACACACCCUACAAUGGCAAUUGCCUGUCUUUGGACUGUGGGAGGAAACUGGAAAACUUGAAGGAAACCCACCAAGCACUGCAAGCAGACCAAAAGUGGGAAUCGAACACAGAACCUGGAGGUGCGAGGUGACAGUGCUUAACCUCUACGCCACCUAACUGUCUAUUUUCUAUACAGUCCUAUGUUGUUUGUGUUUAUUUCUGGGCUCUGUCUUCAAACUACAACUCCCACCAAACUGCUUUUUCAAAUCACGAAUCACCGUUGCUGUACUAGAACACGUGACGCUUCGCCGUCCAAUCGCGAGAAAUGUUGGUUUUUAGCGACCUCAUUCCUUCAUAGAUGCCGAGAGACCGAAGGCGCGUCUGCAGGAGCGGAGGAGAGCGCAGUCUGCGAAUAAACACCCCGCACCGGCCCAUGGUUCGGAUUCCUUCUACACCUUGUUGAAUUCGAUUGGUGACUGAGUCGGGGUUCACCCCGCCGAAGCGACCAGCGUUAUCUAUCAGCCAUGCCGGUCCGUACCGAGCGCUGUCCCGGUUCAGCAGCGGCCUGCGUGUCCUCGGCCUCUCUCAUUCCGCCGCCCCCGAUCAACACGCAGCAGCCCGGCGUCGCCACAUCGCUCCUGUACAGCGGCUCGCAGUUCCGCGGACACCAGAAGAGCAAAGGCAACUCUUAUGACGUCGAAGUGGUUCUACAGCAUGUAACGAUGGAGGACUCGUACCUGUGUGGAUAUCUCAAGAUCAAGGGGCUGACCGAGGAAUAUCCAACACUGACUACUUUCUUUGCUGGCGAGAUCAUCAGUCAGAAACGUCCUUUUCUAACCAGGAAGUGGGACGCAGAUGAGGAUGUCGAUCGUAAGCACUGGGGAAAGUUCCAGGCAUUUUAUCAGUAUGCAAAAAGCUUUAACUCCGACGACUUCGACUACGAAGAGCUCAAGAACAGCGACUUUGUCUUCAUGCGAUGGAAGGAGCAGUUUCUUGUCCCAGACCACACAAUUAAAGACAUCAGCGGUGCUUCCUUUGCUGGUUUCUACUACAUCUGCUUCCAGAAGUCCACAGCCACCAUCGAGGGUUUCUACUACCACAGAAGCUCAGAAUGGUACCAGUCGCUGAACCUCACUCAUGUUCCCGAACACAGCGCACCCAUCUACGAGUUCCGGUGACACUAAAGCCCUCUGAUGAGUGGAAGAGGGUGAAACUUUUGGACUGAGAUAUGAUUAAAGACACUGGUCUCAAGGAAAUAAUGCAGAACUGCCUAAUCAUGCCAAGUACUCUGUCAUUUUCUCUCACGACGGAAAGGAUGACAAAAAGACAUGCGGAUGAAAGAAGUCUUCACAGGCCACAAGCAAAUCAUUGUGAUGAAUUGUAGAAUUUACAGCAGUGUUUUCUUGUUUGUUUUGUUUUGGGUGUUUUUUUUUUUUUUUCUUUUCCCGUGAUUGCUUUCAUUUUGCCUCCAGGUUUUUAAAGCCUCUUUCAGUCUUUUUUGGCAUCUUAAUUAUUUAAAGAUUUUAGCCUGUGUUUUGAGAUUAAUUUUCUUGAAGUUAAAUCUUUUUUUUUUUUUUUGGGCCAGGUCAACUGGAUCAUUAGGUCAGACAAAUAUAGAUUACUACGCACGUAGUCAAAUUCUUUCAAAUCAGACUGGACGAAAGCAGCGGGAUGUCUUAGAGAGAACAAAGUUAAAGGUAGACGUAAUUACGACACCUGUGAGUGACUUGGGCAUCGAAGUCUGCGUUUUCCGAAGUGGAAAGAGCGCAAGUGUCUUCACGGAUCAAAAUCAGAACGAAAAGGUCGUUUUUGCUUCUUAGAGAGAUUAAAGAAUAUAAUUAUAUAAUUCUAUAUUUUCUAACAAAUCUUAUUCAGAGGUUUUGGAAAGAGAUAUUUUAUAUCCCACAGUGCUUUGAGUGAGCAGGUUUUUUUUUUUUCUUUUUUCUUCUUCCACCUUCCUUUUUUGUCAAUGGUGUGCAGCUUUUAAAAAAAGCUAAAUGACAAUAUUUUCUUCGUUUUGCUAUGCAACAUAAAAAUCUUAGCUCACCAACAUUUCCCACACAUUAUUUCAAGGUAGCAUUUUUUCCCCCCACAUACCAAGCAAGAGAGUAUUGAUUGGUAAGCACUUUGAUAAUUAUCGGUCUAUCAGUUCAGACGGGUGGGAUGUAUUAUCAUGAACAGGCGACGAUUUCUGAUGUUCGGUGUAAAAGCUGAAAAGCAUCAACGUGAAAAAAAAAAGGAAAGUGUCCUCCUAAAUGGCUUUCAGAAGUCAGGUCAGGUGGGUUUCUGGGAAAGACAAAUGUAAUGUUAAUAUCUGUCUAUACGAUAAAUUGUUUUGUUCUUCAGGUUAAGAAAUGCACAAAAAGACUUUGUGUAAUUACUAAAUACCUGUUGCAGAAAUUCCAGCUCAGUCCUCCUAAGCUUUAGUCAAACCCUUUGCCUUAAACAUCAGGUGUGUGUGUGUGUGUGUGUGUGUGUGUGUGUGUGUGUGUGUGUGUGUGGUUUUAUGAUAAAUGAUUUUGGAUGGUAAGAUUGUAUCAGAUGAGGAACAUUCAAAACAAGAUUUGAUGCCUCAUCAGCCAAAAAAACCUCCACAUUUUUUUUCUUCGUUCCAAGGAUAUACAUACUAAAUGAUUGGAUUACAAACAUGGACACAGUGUUACCCGGCUUUGAUUUGGUGUUGGAUUGUGUAAAUAUGACAAGAGGCAAUUGCUGAGAGAAAUCUAUUUGCACACUCACAGUUUAGUCAUCCUCUGAACACUCUCCAUACCCAACUUUACCUUAACAUGGAUGCAUUUAUUUUAUUUUUCAACAGUGAAGCAUCUGAGAUCUGAACGGAAUAAACAGUAGAUCUCGGGAUGUAUACAUUUAUCACAGUUUUGUACUAAAGCACCACUUCCGUCUCUUUCCUCUUCUAUCAGCUAGAAAAAAAAUAAAUGCACACUUGUUCAUAAUCAGCGCACUGAGAUCACUGUAUCACACGUAACCAAGGAGCUUGCGAUUGAGAGAGCUGCACAUGAUUGGCUCCAAGCGUUUUAAGACUUUUAUACGAUGACACAUGCAGCAGUGUAAAGUGAAACGUUGAACCGAGAAGGGUGUACAUAAUAAAGUUUGUGAUGUACAUUAUUUGAUUCCUUAUAAAUCGUUCAUCAUUAAUUUCUAGAAUGAAAAAAAAGAGAUUGGAAGUGACACCUGCUUGGGAUUAUGACUUGCAUGGAGAAAGAGCUUUGCUGCCACGAACAUGAAACGAGAUGAGAGUUUAAGUGCAGGAUAAACAGAGGCGCUUUGUUACAUUUGCAUUGAAAUAAAAGGGUACUCUUCAGAGA
Molecule: messenger RNA, 3489 nt
Organism: Clarias gariepinus (North African catfish)
Lineage: Eukaryota; Metazoa; Chordata; Actinopteri; Siluriformes; Clariidae
Gene: gid4
Product: GID complex subunit 4 homolog
Exons: 7
Coding region: 688-1341 (217 amino acids)
Biological process (GO): protein catabolic process in the vacuole; negative regulation of gluconeogenesis; protein targeting to vacuole
Cellular component (GO): extrinsic component of membrane; GID complex
Source: RefSeq, a predicted model, not a curated record